AUGAUGCAUGUGACAGAAGUUUUGGAUAUCUUGAGGAAUCCUCAUAUCUUUCAUCUGCAUGAUCAAGAGGAGAAUCCAGAAACUAUCCAUAGGAGAAACCUAGAGGCUGAAAAUAUUUCUCAUAAGAUAUUUAAGUAUUUUCAGUACUUAUCGAUGACUGGACCUCACCAAGCUGUAAGCCAAAUCCAAGAACUCUACUGGCAGUGGCUACAGCCAGAGACACACACUAAGGAGCAAAUAAUAGAUCAACUGGUGUUGGAGCAGUUUCUGACCACCUUGCCAGAGGAGAUUCUGGCAUGGGUGAGGUCAAAACAGCCCAAGAACAGCAAGGAGGCAGGAACCUUGGUGGAAAUUUUCAUCCAGGCACAUGGGGAGAAUGGUUUCCUUGCCCAGGACUCUGAUCUUGCAGAAAAAAAGAACACAACCAUAUUAGAAAGUGUACAACCUACUGGGCCCCAGGAGCUGGUGACCUUCCAGGAUGUGUUCGUGGACUUCAGUCCAGAGGAGAUGAGCUACCUUACUGCUGCUCAGAGGAAGCUCCACCGAGAGGUGACACUGGAGAAUUACCGGAACCUGGUCUCCUUUGGGUACCAAUUUGCUAAACCUGACAUUAUCUCAUACUUGGAGGAGGAAGAGUCACGCACAAUUGAAGAAGGUAGCAAUGCAGGGAUAGAGGAAGAGUCACAUGCUGUGGAAGAAGGCAGCAGUGCAGUGAGAUGUCAAGGUUAUGAGAAGAAACCUGAAACCAAAGAACUAAUUCCAGAACGAAACCUAGCUAUAGAACGAUCGUCAUUGGUAGAAAUGGAGAAUCCAGCAAUAGGUAACUUCUUGCAUGAAUGUCUAGAAGAGUCUUCCAUUGAUGAUCCAUCAGAAUUGCACCAGCACAGACAGAAGAAAAUUUUGAUUCCUGUAACAAUGAGUGAUCCCAAGAUCCCUCAGGAAAGAAGCCAGAGCAGUGAUGAAUGUGAGAGAAGCUGUAACCGUAUUGAGCAAUCAGAGUAUCUUCUAGAAAAGAAUCCCCAAGAAUGUACUACUUUUGGAAUGUGUACCAGACCGCAGACAGUGAACAGACCCACAUGUGAUCUUUGCAAAAGAACCUUUACCACCCGAGGAGCCCUUGUGAGACAUGAGCAGAUCCAUUCUGGGAAGAAACCCUAUGAAUGUAAACAAUGUGGCGAGGCCUUCUAUCUGAUGCCACACCUCAUCAGACAUCAGAGGACUCAUUUUGGUAGGAAGCGCUCUCAGUGCAGUGAAGGUAGAAAGUCUCUCAUCCAGAAUGGAAAUGCCUGUGGACAAGUGAGAAUUCAUAGUCAAGAGGACUACUAUGAAUGUUUUCAGUGUGGCAAAGCUUUUAUUCAGAAUGUGCAUCUUUUUCAACAUCUCAAAGCCCAUGAGGCAGCAAAACCCAUUCCUUCUGAGUUUCCCUGCAACAAGACAUAUUUAAUUCGCUAUCAGCGGAAACAUGACUAUGUUGGAAAGAGAGCCUGCCAGUGUUGUCACUGUGGCAAAGCCUUCAGUCAGAUUUCACAUCUCAUUCAGCAUUAUCGAAUUCAUGCUCAAGAGAAGCCUUACCAGUGUCAGCUGUGUGGAAAGUGUUUCAGUCUGCCCUCAUACCUCACUCACCAUUAUCAACUCCAUUUUCAAGAGAAACCCUCUGGGUGGAAUGACUGUUGA
Molecule: messenger RNA, 1674 nt
Organism: Lepus europaeus (European hare)
Lineage: Eukaryota; Metazoa; Chordata; Mammalia; Lagomorpha; Leporidae
Gene: ZIM2
Product: zinc finger imprinted 2
Exons: 5
Coding region: 1-1674 (557 amino acids)
Biological process (GO): regulation of transcription by RNA polymerase II
Molecular function (GO): RNA polymerase II cis-regulatory region sequence-specific DNA binding; DNA-binding transcription factor activity, RNA polymerase II-specific
Source: RefSeq, a predicted model, not a curated record